CCAGAGGGUGGUGGGCAUGGAACGGGCUGCCCAGGGCAGGGGGCAUGGCCACCGGUGCUGGAGUUCACAGAACGUCUGGAUAGCCCUCUCAGACAGGGUUUGAUUUUGGGUGAUGCUGUGUGGAGCUGGAGGUUGGACUCGAUGAUCCCUGUGGGUCCAGUCUAACUUGGGAUGUUCUAUGAUUCUACAAUUCUGUGAAGAGUGAUCUGUUCGAGUUUCCCUUUGUAAGAGUCACCUCAGUGACUAUCUGUGCUAUCUGUGAGCAUGCCUUCCAUCUCAGAGUUCCAUAUUUGCUCUUUCUGUGGCGAAAACCCUGCAGUCGCUGCAUUACCCAUUGCUAACGUCUGGCCAAACAGUAGCAGAGAUCCAGUGGAUGACUUUGCAGAAAAACAGACGUGGCCAGCAGCACUGCAGAAGAGCAGCCUUUGCUCAGCAGGUGCUGCUGCUGACAGAUGUGGCCUCUACACCCCAGAGCUGGGAUCUCUCCUGGCAAGGCUGAGCCUGCAUUCAAUGGAGCUGGGGACAAACACAAUGCAACAGGGUGCUAGUGUGGGAAAUCACCCUGAAACAAACAACAUACAUCAAGACAUGUGGAAAUGCAGGUCAACAAAAUAGCACUGAGGGUUAUUAAAAUCACCGACGCUGUUCGUAACUUUUACUAGAGUUCUAGAUUUCUUCUUCAGAAAAGCACACUGUCUAAGCCAUCAUGAAGUGACCUGCCAAUGAAUGGACUGCAGUGGUCCCACAGUCCUCUUCUUCCCAGGGAGCUGUGUGCAAGGUGUCUUUUUAUAAGAUCUCAAGUCUUAUAGGCAAAGGAGCAUCGAGAUUUAGAUCUGAAUGCCUCACUCUAGCAGAGCUCCAGAGUUUGCAGCAUCUUCCCUGAGCAGUUUACUCAGCGUUGUACUCAGGAGUGACCUGCACUUGGUCUCCCAUCAGUGAGGGUGAUGUGAGAUAUACAGGGAAGGGAAGACAGCCAGGCUUGUUUCUUACACAUGUGUAGGUGAUGCAACAGUAGCUCUGAUACUGGUGGUAUCAAUAACUGCAGAGAUCUAGUUAGAUAAGUGUCUGUGCAAGCAUGCCAAGCAUGCCUGAAAAAAUGUGGCUUGAUUGUUGAGUAUCACCACAUAUGUCCUUCUGCUGUCAUGCUUGGUAGGUGAAGCAGUUCUGAAGCUUACAUUGCCCAUCACGGUCAGUUACUAGGUAGACCAGAAAUGUAAAUAGUCAUGCUAUGGAGAAGCUUGAGGUAGCAUCCUGCUACCUCGGCACAGUCAUUUCUGAGUUACAGGUGUCUUUUGACAAUGAAUCUAAGUGAAACUGAAACCGAUUUUCAGAUUUGUUUGCUUCCAACCACUACCCAUGACAGCCUUCAAAAAACAAGCUGCUUCUCCGAAUACAAAAACAACAGGAAAAUAUUAACUCAGGCAUCACUGGAACAGCUGAUGCCCGCUGGAGAAGGACAGGAAGACAGAAGCUCCGCAUUUGGAAGGAAGGCAGAUGCCUGCUAGGAUGGCCCUGACCAGUUCAUUUUCCAGCAAGCCAGUACUGCCAGGCUCCGAGGGAGUUUCGACGGGGAGAGAAGUUCACCAGAGCAAGCUGGACUUUUUCUGCAAGCUAGGCUAUGGUAAGCAGGACAUCUGCAAAGUGCUGGAGAGCCUGGGCCAGGAGGCCCUGGAGGAUGAUGUGCUCAAAGAGCUGAUUCGGAUGGGGAGAAAACCUCAAGCUCUGGAGAGCCAGGCUCAGCCUCCCCAACUAAAACUUGUCGCCCGUGGGUCGUGCAGCACUUCACCUGUGCCAAAGUGGCUUGGAGAAGAGGAAGGUGAUUCCUCCAGUCACUUGAGAGCCAUUGUGAUUGAUGGCAGCAAUGUAGCAAUGAGCCAUGGAAACAAAGAGGUCUUCUCCUGCUGGGGGAUCCGCCUGGCUGUGGACUGGUUCCGAGAAAGGGGGCACACCUACAUCAAGGUUUUUGUCCCCCUCUGGAGGAAGGAGCCCCCUCGACAAGACAGUCCCAUUGCAGAUCAGCACAUUCUUGAAGAGCUUGAAAAGCAAUCAAUCCUUGUGUAUACCCCGUCUCGGAAGGUGAAAGGCAAGAGAGUAGUUUGCUACGAUGAUCGUUAUAUUGUGAAGGUUGCUUAUGAAAAAGAUGGGGUCAUUGUUUCCAAUGACCAUUACCGGGAUCUCCAGAAUGAAAAUCCUGAGUGGAAAUGGUUUAUAGAGCAGCGACUACUCAUGUACUCUUUUGUCAGUAAUAGGUUUAUGCCUCCUGAUGAUCCACUAGGCCGGCACGGACCCACUCUUAAUAAUUUCCUCAGCAAAAAGCCAGCACUUCCUGAAUCAACAUGGCAGCCUUGCCCCUACGGUAAAAAAUGCACUUAUGGUAACAAAUGCAAGUUUUACCACCCAGAGAGGCUGCAUCAAGCUCAACUGUCAGUUGCUGAUGAACUCAGAGCCAGAACAAAAGUGCCCAUGAGCCUGGGCAAGGUGGAGGAGAUGUGCAACUGCUCUCCGUAUCGGACUGGCAGAGAGCCUAUGCCUCACAACCCUGUCACAAAAAUGCCACAGGGAGCCAGCAGGGGCAUGAGGGCCUCUUGCUAUGCAGCAUGGUCCCCAGGCAGCUACCAUGCACAACCAGCUGAUGCCUGGGCCAUCAGCUCCAACUCUGGCCUGGAGUUGGACCAGAAACCACCAGAAGCCCUCAGAGGCCAAGCCCUCAUAGGAGACAUGGCAGCACUCUCCAUCAGUGACAAGGUGUACUCUGGAACCAGAUCCGCGUGCACCUCACAGGCCAAAGAGGUGUCUGACAGACCUCAUAGCUGUUGUAGCCUGAGGCACAACCCCUUCUUGCUGCACCACCACCACUGCUUGGACUGCACCUGCUUACCAGGGAGCCCCUUCCAGCACUCAGUGAUCCCACCUGCUCCAGGCAGGCACCUGGAGCACCGCUGGCCCCAGGAGUGCUGGUCUGAUGGGGCCCAGACUGGGCCAGCCCUGGAGGCGCAGCAGCAGCAGCACAUCCCUCCAUCCUCUGUGAUGCCUCUAGCUGAGCCACUGCAAGUGUACAGAGAGCAGCCCCAGUGCUGUUUCCCCAGCCAACCCUUUCUGCUGAAUGCCACGAGCAGGCCUGACUUCUUCCAGAAAGCCUCUGCUCAGCCCAGUGCUGCUUACUGUGAUUACUGGCCACCCCACGCUGCAAGACCUCCUGCCCAGCAAACAAGUGUCCACAGAGAGCUGUGCACUAUUUUCCCCUGUGCCGAAGUGAAUCGAGUCAUGGCACUGUACCCUGAGAUCAAGGAUAUUGCUAGCUUGACAUUACUGAUUCAAAGACACAGAAACUUGUGACGCCUCCAAGUUAAACCUUUCCCACCAAGUGCAGAGCUGCUAUUCUCAGGUUUAUCUGAGUGUUAUCAAAGGGCUUUAUGAGUUGAAUUACAGCUGUUCAAGUAGCAAACAUCUGAGCGUCAACCAGUUAUGAUGCAUGAGGCAUUGAGUCAAGGCAAUUGUUGUGGUUCACAAGGGUAGGAUCUUGUCUACUUCACUUGGGAAUGAGUAGGGAGGGCUUGGGUUUAAUAACUGAGCUGCCAGCAUGUGAACCUCACAUGUUUUUAAUGUUCUAAUGUGCUGUUUAAAUACCACCAAGGAGCCAUUCUCCAUGGGUCCCAUUAAAGGGAUCCUUAUAAGACUUAUCCCGACUAGCCUGCUCAGCUAGCCAAAAAAAAAGUGAUUUGGCAUAUUUCCCCUAACACUGGGCUGUACUUCCUACUAGAAGGCAUCUUUGGGCCCGUGUAAUUACCUGAUGGCUUUAAUUACAAAGCAACCAUGUCCUAGACCUUUAAAAGACCCAACUAGUGUUUAUGAACCAAUGCUGUGAACCCCAAGAUUACUAGUAGAGGUAGCAAAGAAAGACCCCAGAGCACCUGGAAACAACUGCAGGUACGUUUCUCAGGGCUCAUGCACAAUAUAAGUCAAGUGAGGGAAGCCCUCUGCAAUAUAAAAAAGUCCUAUUGCAGACUGAAGCUCAAGGCUGUUCUUAUUUGACUUAACAUAGCAGAUAGCAAUGGAAAAUAAUAAUAAUAGUAGCUCUGGACUGCAUCUGUCCUAAUAAAGAAGAAAAAACAUUGUUGAAUUAACCCUUAAUUACCAAACGUGAUCCCAUAAUGCCACUAUACAGAUGAUUUAUGAUGACAAACAUUUAAACUCUAUUCUGCUGGGACGCGUUUGAUUUUCAGUAAGCUGUAAAGCUAUUAAUCUUUGUGUUAUUCCACUGAAUUUUUUUUUUAAGUUAAAAUUCAAGUGUUAAGGUUGAUCCUGAAUGUUUUUUGGCAUUUUACCAAAGUUUAAGUAUGUCAGUAUGACAGAUCUUAAGAAUUAUUUAGCAUGUUAUAAAAUGAACACCUAGAACACUUUGCUCUGAAUAGGUUCUGGUUUUUUUAUUCUAUUCCUUUUAGCACUGAUGGAUAAUUAGGUCCAACAUUGAGGUGGCCUUUACAGAAUCUCAUAUGCAUCAGAGAAUCUCUAGUGGGUUCUUCUCAGAAGUACAGUCAGGCAAUAAUUAAACCUAGCUUGCAGUGAAUGCUCUUGGUUUGGAAAGGCGACCAAGCAGAAGUAAUUUACCUUUAGUGUUACUGUCACAUGAUUCAUUUUUGUAUUUGUGAGAAGAUUCUUCAGGAAAUAAACUGAAUCAGCUGAA
Messenger RNA from Meleagris gallopavo (turkey), 4684 nucleotides. Lineage: Eukaryota; Metazoa; Chordata; Aves; Galliformes; Phasianidae. The record is from RefSeq and is a predicted model, not a curated record.